This is a messenger RNA of Aureobasidium melanogenum CBS 110374, 996 nucleotides long. RefSeq lists its product as uncharacterized. The record is from RefSeq and is a predicted model, not a curated record. The transcript has a single exon. The coding region runs from base 1 to 996 and encodes 331 amino acids. NCBI's taxonomy places the organism in Eukaryota, Fungi, Ascomycota, Dothideomycetes, Dothideales, Saccotheciaceae.
AUGGGCUGGUUCUGGGGAAGCAACAACAACAGCGAGAGCAAGGAUGCGCUGAAGAAUCUGGAUCCGUCGCUCCGAGAAUUUCUGGACAAGGAGUCGAAGACGCGCCAACAGCAACAGCAGCAGCAACCAACACAACUACCACAAGACACUCCUUCAUAUCGCUCACAAAUUGGCAUCGCUGAAGACCCAUCGCAACCCACACAACCUCAGACAAACGCGAAUGCUGCACCGCCACAAUCACUAUAUCAAGAUGGCAGAUAUGCCCACUUGUGGAAAAACUAUCGCCCACAAGAAGAAAUCGAACAAGCCAGCCGCAGCGAAAGCGAACAACUAGCCGAUGUCAUUGACACAUACAACGACCGCAAAGCCAGAGUCGCGCGAGCAGCACUCGAGAACUGCGCAUUGGAACAAUGGGCCGAGCACGAAUGUUUCGAGGCAGGCGGCAUCAGGGCAAAACUUUAUCUAUGCAAGGAGGAGACUCGGUCGUUCAACCGCUGCUACAGCAUGCAAGCUCGGUUCCUCAAGGCUUUGGGGUAUAUGAGUAUGCAGCGUACAGCCGACGAGGAAGAGCGCAUUCAGAUGCAUGCAGACAAACUCUACCAUGAGAUGCUGGAUCGCGAAAAGGCUAUGAAAGAGGCAGAGGAAAACAAAUUGCCUGUACCAGAGUACAAGCCACUCAUCACAAGCACAUCGACUACAGAAGCUCUGGGCUCGAAACAAGCAGCUCCUCAAAUACAGAGCACAAGAGAAGGUCUAGAUAUGUACACGGGAGAGAAGCGCAAAGCUAUCGAGCAGUCUCUAGCAGACAAGACGGGAUCUGAGCGUCAACUGGAGAUUGAGCUUAUGGCUGCUGAAGCAAGAGCAAAUGCAGAGUAUGCUGCUGUUGUGCACGAACACUACGAGGCAGAAAAGAAGGUACGAGAAAGCAGGAGAGAACGUGGUAGGGAGACUGUUGGAGACACCAUCAAGAGAGCUUGGGGCUGGGACUCGAAAUAG